AUGGGUAAUUACCUCAGACAAGUUAAUAGGCAAGUAAUCAACUUACAAAAUGCAAAGGAUGUGGUUUUAGCACAGGAAAAAACUGCACAAUCAAAACGACCAUGGGUCACUUAUACAAGAUACAGGUUGACCACCAGAAGCGAUGCAACAGUUUUUAAAUCCUCUACCACAAAUAACAUACCGGACACACAACAACCAGUAUACGCCACAACGAUUCCAACUAUCAUUUCAAAUGGCAGAAGCAUUCUCAAAUAUUAG
Molecule: messenger RNA, 258 nt
Organism: Dentiscutata erythropus
Lineage: Eukaryota; Fungi; Glomeromycota; Glomeromycetes; Diversisporales; Gigasporaceae
Source: the annotation of a GenBank genome assembly